Molecule: messenger RNA, 3714 nt
Organism: Populus nigra (black poplar)
Lineage: Eukaryota; Viridiplantae; Streptophyta; Magnoliopsida; Malpighiales; Salicaceae
Product: phytosulfokine receptor 1-like
Exons: 1
Coding region: 322-3396 (1024 amino acids)
Biological process (GO): hormone-mediated signaling pathway; protein phosphorylation
Cellular component (GO): plasma membrane
Molecular function (GO): protein kinase activity; protein binding; ATP binding
Source: RefSeq, a predicted model, not a curated record
GAGAAGCAAGUACGUAGCGAGAGAGACACCCACAAUUGUGCUUGUUUGGUCAAAAGCCCACCAUUUCUUUAUCUGACAGCUCUCCUCACCUUUUCUACGAGUUCUUUAAUGGUUUCCAAUACCUAACAAACAAACCCAUCUUCUUCCCCCUCCCUCUUUUUUCUCUCAACUUGCUUCUUCUUUCUUCUUCAACAUCAAAUGGGCACUUCACAAAUCUUCAUUUCCUUGAAGGGCUUUGCUGGCUCUUAGUAAUAUCACAUACCCCCCCCCCCUCUCUAAUUGUCUUCAAGCUUUGUGGAAGUUUCUUCUCCUCUUACUGACAUGGGGGUCCAAGCUUUGUGGGUUGCGUUUCUUGUUCUUGGAUUCUUGAUGUUCCAAGCUCACGUCUUGCAAUCACAGAACCUAGCAUGCAACCAGAAUGACUUGAGCGCAUUACAGGAGUUUAUGAGAGGCUUACAAUCACCAAUUCAAGGUUGGGGUACUACCAAUUCAUCAUCCUCUGAUUGCUGCAACUGGUCAGGCAUCACUUGCUACUCCUCCUCUUCACUUGGUGUAGUAAAUGAUUCUGUCAAUUCUGGCAGAGUGACAAAAUUAGAGCUUGUAAGGCAAAGACUGACUGGCAAACUUGUGGAAUCAGUAGGCAGUUUGGAUCAGCUUAGAACCCUCAAUCUCUCCCACAAUUUCCUCAAAGAUUCACUUCCUUUCUCAUUGUUUCACUUGCCAAAACUAGAGGUUCUAGACUUGAGUUCCAAUGACUUUUCUGGCUCUAUCCCACAAAGCAUCAAUCUUCCCUCCAUCAAAUUCCUUGACAUUUCCUCAAAUUCUUUAAGUGGCUCGCUCCCUACACAUAUUUGCCAAAACUCUUCAAGAAUUCAGGUUCUUGUUUUGGCUGUUAACUACUUCUCUGGUAUUCUUUCACCCGGGCUAGGGAAUUGCACCACCUUGGAGCACCUCUGUCUUGGAAUGAAUGAUCUCAUUGGUGGUAUAAGUGAGGACAUCUUUCAGCUGCAAAAACUGAAGCUUUUGGGUCUCCAAGAUAACAAGCUUUCGGGGAAUUUGAGUACUGGUAUUGGUAAACUCCUUAGCCUUGAACGUCUAGACAUUUCCUCUAAUAAUUUUUCGGGUACCAUUCCAGAUGUUUUUCGCAGCCUAUCAAAGUUAAAGUUUUUCUUAGGCCAUUCUAAUUAUUUUGUUGGUAGAAUACCCAUCUCCUUGGCAAAUUCUCCCUCUCUCAAUCUGCUUAAUUUGAGAAAUAAUUCAUUUGGAGGCAUUAUUGAACUGAAUUGUUCUGCCAUGACUAAUUUGUCAUCUCUUGAUUUAGCUACUAAUAGUUUUAGUGGGAAUGUGCCUUCUUAUCUUCCUGCUUGUAAGAAUUUGAGGAAUAUUAAUCUUGCCAAGAACAAAUUCACCGGCAAAAUCCCCGAAAGCUUCAAGAAUUUUCAAGGCCUUUCCUACCUUUCCCUCUCAAAUUGCAGCAUUACCAAUCUUUCAUCUACCCUUCGAAUCCUGCAGCAGUGCAAGAGUUUAACGGCUCUGGUCCUCACCUUGAAUUUCCAAGGUGAAGCAUUGCCUGCUGAUCCUACGCUUCAUUUUGAGAACUUGAAGGUUCUUGUUAUUGCUAAUUGUAGACUCACAGGAUCUAUACCCCAAUGGUUGAGCAACAGCUCAAAAUUGCAGUUGGUGGAUUUGUCAUGGAACAACUUGAGUGGAAAUAUUCCUUCCUGGUUUGGUGGUUUUGUAAAUCUCUUUUACUUGGACUUAUCAAACAAUUCAUUUACUGGUGAGAUUCCAAGGAACUUGACUGAAUUGCCAAGCCUCAUCAGCAGGAGUAUCUCAAUUGAGGAGCCUUCACCGUAUUUCCCAUUAUUCAUGAGAAGGAAUGAAAGUGGGAGGGGGUUACAGUAUAAUCAGGUUCGGAGCUUUCCACCUACUUUGGCACUUAGUGACAACUUCCUUACUGGACCAAUUUGGCCGGAGUUCGGUAAUCUGACAAAGCUCCAUAUUUUUGAGUUGAAGUCGAACUUUUUGUCCGGAACUAUACCUGGUGAAUUAUCGGGGAUGACCAGCUUGGAGACUUUGGAUUUGUCCCAUAACAAUCUUUCAGGGGUCAUACCCUGGUCCUUGGUAGAUCUCAGCUUUCUGUCCAAGUUCAGUGUUGCCUACAAUCAACUACGUGGGAAGAUCCCUACUGGAGGUCAGUUUAUGACUUUCCCAAACUCAAGCUUCGAAGGGAAUCAUCUUUGUGGCGACCAUGGUACCCCUCCUUGCCCAAAAUCUGACGGACUUCCACUUGAUUCGCCCAGAAAAUCAAGAAGAAACAAAUAUGUUAUUAUCGGAAUGGCUGUUGGCAUUGUUUUUGGUGCAGCUUCCCUUCUUGUCAUAAUUGUGCUGAGAGCACACAGCCGGGGGUUGAUCUUGAAAAGGUGGAUGCUGACACAUGAUAAAGAAGCAGAAGAACUCGAUCCAAGGCUAAUGGUUCUGCUGCAAAGUACGGAGAACUAUAAGGAUCUCUCCCUGGAGGAUCUAUUGAAAUCCACCAACAAUUUUGACCAGGCAAAUAUCAUUGGCUGUGGGGGUUUCGGUAUAGUUUACAGAGCUACCCUCCCUGAUGGUAGAAAGCUUGCAAUCAAACGUCUCUCUGGUGACUCCGGUCAGAUGGACAGGGAAUUCCGUGCUGAAGUAGAAGCCCUGUCAAGAGCUCAGCAUCCAAAUCUCGUGCAUCUCCAAGGUUAUUGCAUGUUCAAAAAUGACAAACUCUUGGUAUACCCUUACAUGGAAAACAGCAGUUUGGAUUAUUGGUUACAUGAAAAAAUCGAUGGGCCAUCCUCACUAGAUUGGGAUUCAAGGCUUCAAAUUGCUCGAGGGGCUGCAAGGGGGCUUGCAUAUUUGCAUCAAGCAUGCGAGCCACAUAUCCUUCACCGGGAUAUAAAGUCCAGCAAUAUCCUUUUAGACAAGAAUUUUAAAGCUUAUUUAGCGGAUUUUGGUCUUGCACGGCUCAUGCUACCUUACGAUACCCAUGUCACAACUGAUCUUGUGGGGACAUUAGGCUACAUUCCCCCUGAAUACGGCCAAGCUGCAGUUGCUACCUACAAGGGGGAUGUGUACAGUUUUGGGGUGGUUAUUUUGGAGCUUCUUACUGGGAGAAGGCCUAUGGAUAUGUGCAAACCAAAAGGAUCGCAGGAUUUGAUCUCUUGGGUGAUUCAGAUGAAGAAGGAAAAUAGAGAAAGCGAGGUGUUUGAUCCAUUCAUUUAUGACAAGCAGAAUGAGAAGGAACUGCUACGAGCACUCCAGAUUGCAUGCCUUUGCUUAAGCGAACACCCAAAACUAAGGCCCUCAACAGAGCAGCUAGUUUCUUGGCUUGAUAGCAUCGACACCGACACCAACACCAACACCUAGCUUUCCUACGUAUUACCUGGAGACUCUGGUUUGUACAGCUAGAGAUAUUCCUUGUAUACAAUUUAGAAAGUCCAUUUCAACCUAUUAUCGUUGUGUUUGCUGUAUGAGUUGAUCCUGCUGUAAAUAGUACCCACAGGCUUGGGUUCUCAGAGUUUGCUGCUCUCCAGAGCGGAGGAGAGAAAGGGAUCUAAUCAGGCGAGGAAAAGUAGCUGUGUUACAAGUCUUUACAUCGGAAAUUAGUUCUCUGUAGAGAAAAUUGUUAAUUCUCAGACAUGCACAAAAUAAAGUUUUAUACAUGCAAAUUAUCAUGGUUAAUCA